Messenger RNA from Hevea brasiliensis (rubber tree), 1773 nucleotides. RefSeq lists its product as uncharacterized. Bases 435 to 1493 code for a protein of 352 amino acids. Gene Ontology annotation, biological process: glycerophospholipid biosynthetic process. The record is from RefSeq and is a predicted model, not a curated record. NCBI's taxonomy places the organism in Eukaryota, Viridiplantae, Streptophyta, Magnoliopsida, Malpighiales, Euphorbiaceae. Gene Ontology annotation, cellular component: mitochondrion. The transcript is spliced from 11 exons.
UACACCACACGAAAAGGUAGAGAUGAGAUUUCAGAGAAGAUUGGCGUUUAGGGUUUCCCAAAUCAAGAAUAGACCGCCAUUUCUGUUUCAAUCUCAAGCUUCUCGUUCCUUCUGCCAGCUUCAAUCAAAGCAGCAGCAAGAAAAACGGUUCUUUUGAUUCUUUGCAAUUCGUUUUUCUUAUUCGCACCGAUUAUAAUUUUAUAUUUCAAUUAAGCGGAGGUUAGAGUUGGAACUUUUUUAGUGAUUGCAGGUGUUCUUCUUUUGGAAUCGCGUUCGACAUUGAUGGGGUUAUUCUUCGUGGGCGUGUUCCCAUUGGUGGCUCUCCUCAAGCUUUAAGGAGAUUAUAUGAAGACUCUGAUAGAAGGAUCAACACUGAAUUUGGGUAAUUAAGGUGAUAUUUGGAUAUAGGAAGGAAAGGAACUUCAUCCUGGUUUAUGGGGUCCUUUUUUUUCCCCCAAUUCUUUGUGGUAAUUAGAGAUAACCUCUACCAACUUGCCUUAUCCUUGUUUGUUACAUCUAAGUUUGAUGAUUACUUCAUCUUUACAGGGUCUUUGAAGGUUCCCUUUUUGUUCUUGACAAAUGGAGGUGGCAUUCCAGAAUCUAGACGAGCCAUUGAGUUGAGUGAAAUUCUGAGUGUAAAGAUUUUACCUUCUCAGGUUUUACAGGGUCACUCACCUUUUAAAAAUCUGUUGAAGAGAUAUGAGAAUCAACUCAUUAUUGCCACUGGAAAAGGGGAACCUGCUCUAGUUAUGUCUGAGUAUGGUUUCAAAAAGGUUCUCUCUUUAGAAGAGUAUGCCUCUUUCUUUGAGAAUAUUGAUCCUGUGUCUCAAUACAAGAGAUGGACAACUGAGCAGGUAUCAAAUAGGACUAAGGGUAGUCUCUCUCUCAAUAUGACACCAAGAUGCAAUGUUUCUUCUGAAGCAGUUAAAGCAGUAUUUAUUGUCAGUGAUCCUGUAGAUUGGGGCAGGGAUAUUCAGGUUCUCAGUGAUGUUUUAAGAUCUGGAGGCCUUCCUGGACAGGAGAAUGGGCAUCAACCCCCGUUAUAUUUUGCUGCUGAUGAUCUUGAAUAUCAGGCUGCAUUUCCUUCUCAGCGUCUUGGAAUGGGUGCUUUCAGAAUUGCUCUGGAGAGUGUCUUCAACAGAAUCCACCACAAUGCUCUAGAGAAUGUAUCUUUUGGGAAACCAAAUCCAUUUGUGUUCAAGAACGCUGAAGCUAUAUUAAGCCAGCUUCAGCUGUGUAGUCAUAUAGAAUCUAAUUUCAAGGAAUGUGGAGGACCUGGAUCACCUCCUUUGAAAACCCUUUAUGUGAUUGGUGACAAUCCUUCUGUUGACGUCAAAGGUGCCCAUCAGGCUGGAAAUCCUUGGUUUUCUAUUUUGACGAGGACAGGCGUUUUUCGAGGGGAAAGUAACCAUGCAGAGUUUCCUGCAGAUCUGGUGGUGGAUACCGUUGCAGAGGCAGUGGACUAUAUUCUGCAAAGGGAGGGCAUUACUUAGUACUCAAACAGCUAACUUGCCCAAAUAAUAAUUUCCUUCUAUACAAAUCAUUUUAAUAUAUGUUAUGUUCAAGAUAUUUAAAAUUAAAACCAAAGAAAAAGUGGUGAAAGAUUUUGAGGCUGGAAUAUAAACCAGCAUUCUUCCUGAUGCAUGGUUUCAAUGGCGUAUUGUUGCUAGAAUUGAUGGCUACCAUGUUUCUGCAUUUUGGCUUUUAGGCCACAUAACAUUCUUUUGGCUUUGAAUCUUUCUUAUUCCUUCCGGUUUAUCCUUUUACAUUGAA